AAAUUAUCGGAGAAGCUUACCGCUCUGCUCUGCGCGGGAAUAAGUAGAAGAAGAGAGAGACCUAACGCCAUUGCUAACCUCUUGUGGUCUUGCUCUUUCCCUCUCUUUCCGUUUUUAAGCUGUAAACAUGGCUCGAAAUAAGGAAAGUCUGGUGCUGCUGAUUGAAGUCGGUCCGUCGAUGCAUGGUGUGCUGCCGGAAGUUGAAAAAGUUUGUUGCCUACUUGCAGAGAAGAAGCUGAUUUACGGAAAGUAUGAUGAAGUGGGAGUUGUGGCCUUUGGUACUACAGAUACUAAAAAUGACUUGACAGUGGAAGUGGGCGGGUACGAGAAUGUGACUGUUUUGAGGGAUAUUAAGGUUGUUGAUGGGGCUCUUGUGGAUGUUCUACAUCAACUUCCUCGAGGAAGUGCAUGUGGAGAUUUUCUUGAUGCUGUUGUUGUUGGGAUGGAUAUGAUGAUAAAGAAGUAUAAGGAAACUAACAAGGGAAAGAAGCGUUUAUGCCUCAUAACUAAUGCAGUUACUCCAACCAGACUCCCAUAUGAGGGAACAAAGGAGGAUCAAGUAAAAACAGUUGCAGCACAGAUGAUGGCACAUGGCAUGAAGAUGGAUUGUGUUGUUGUUAGAGCACAAAAAGAUUGGGACGUGGACAAGAAGAUUGUGGAAGAGAAUGACUUCCUUUUGGGUCUGCUUUCCAACAAAUCUUCUUCAAAGGUGUAUGUGGGGAAUGCAACUUCCUUAUUAGGUGCACUAAGGACUCGUAAUAUAACACCAGUUACUACAUACAGGGGUGAUUUUGAGCUGAGCUCUAUAAUGAAGAUCAAGGUCUGGGUCUACAAGAAAACAUGUGAAGAGAAAUUUCCCACUUUGAAAAAGUAUUCUGAUAAGGCGCCUCCAACAGAUAAAUUUGCCUCACAUGAAAUUAAGGUUGAUUAUGAAUACCGAAGUAUUGAAGAUCCCAAGAGAGUUGUUCCCCCAGAACAAAGGAUCAAGGGCUACCGCUACGGUCCUCAAGUUGUCCCUAUAUCAUCUGCUGAAUGGGAGGCUGUGAAGUUCAAACCAGAGAAGGGUUUGAAACUUUUAGGCUUUACGGAUGCUUCAAAUAUCAUGAGACAUCAUUAUAUGAAAGACGUAAACCUCUUCAUUGCUGAACCUGGGAAUACAAAGGCCAUUCUUGCAAUUUCUGCAUUAGCAAGAGCAAUGAAGGAAAUGAACAAAGUAGCUAUAGUCCGCUGUGUGUGGAGACAGGGGCAGACGAAUGUUGUUAUAGGGGUUCUAAGUCCUAAUGUGUCAGCGAAAGAUAACGUUCCAGAUUCAUUUUACUUCAAUGUGCUGCCUUUUGCGGAGGAUGUGAGAGAGUUCCAGUUUCCUUCAUUUAGCAAUCUCCCUUCAUCAAUGCAGCCAAAUGAACAGCAGCAAGAGGCUGCAGAUAAAUUGGUACAGAUGCUUGAUCUUGCUCCAGCUGACGGAGAGGAAGUUUUGCCACCAGAUCUCACACCUAAUCCUGCUCUUGAGCGCUUUUACCGCUCUCUUGAGUUGAGAUCUAAGGACCCAAGUGCUAAUAUCCCCCAAAUUGAUGAGACCCUCAAAAGGAUAACAGAGCCUGAUCCCGAACUUCUUCAUCAAAAUACAGCCGUGAUUGAGGAAUUCUGUAGGUCCUUUGAACUCAAAGAAAACCCAAAGCUUAAAAAAUCAUCUAGAAGAAUAAGAGAAAAACCAACUGGAUCAAGUGAAGAAGGGGAAGGAGUUGCUACUGCUGGCCAAGCAAUGGACGUUGCUGAAUACACGUCGCCAGUCAAAGUCGAGCAACUGGGAGAUUCAAAUACUGUUCAAGAAUUUGAAGCCAUGAUGUCUCGUAGAGAUAGUCCAGACUGGGUUCGUAAAGCUUUCCAGAGUAUGAAGGAUAAGAUAUAUAGUCUAGUAGAGGACUCCGUUGAAGGAGACACAUAUCAGAAAAUUCUCGAGUGCUUAGUUGCUCUCCGCAAAGGUUGCAUUUGUAAGCAGGAACCAGAACAGUUCAAUGAUUUUCUGCGCCAUCUCAACAAAUUCUGCCAGGAGAGACACCUGGACAGCUUAUCUGAUUUUUUAGCAUCAAAUAAUGUGAUGCUAAUAAGCAAGAGUGAAGAACCUGAGAGCAACAUUCCAGAAACUGAAGCACGUGUUCUUCCACUGAAGAAUGAGCCAUAAGCUGAGGAAUGGUCUUUGAGGCGAUAUCCAUGAGUGCAUAUUUUGACAUGAAAAAGAUGGACAGUUUUUACCAUUUAUGUUGAAGUAGCCAAAGAACUGAAGCAAUGAGAGUGAUAUUGUCUGUGAUGCCUGAAAUCUUUUAAUGGAUGUGAGGAAAGGUUGUUGUGGUCAAGUGGGUCACUUACAUUUCUGAUGCACAAUUCAGUUAAUUUAUGAACCCUAAACCCUAUCCAUUCUAAUUGCAAUCAAGUUGAACUGUAUUUGAGAAUUGAUACACUCUAGUGAAGGUGGUUGCAUUGUGUAUUUGAAUGUAAACAAAUUUGUUUUGGUCUGCAA
Messenger RNA from Salvia hispanica, 2518 nucleotides. RefSeq names its product Ku80 family protein (gene KU80). Gene Ontology annotation, molecular function: damaged DNA binding; telomeric repeat DNA binding; DNA helicase activity. The record is from RefSeq and is a predicted model, not a curated record. Lineage: Eukaryota; Viridiplantae; Streptophyta; Magnoliopsida; Lamiales; Lamiaceae. Gene Ontology annotation, cellular component: Ku70:Ku80 complex; nucleus. Gene Ontology annotation, biological process: DNA recombination; double-strand break repair via nonhomologous end joining; telomere maintenance.